This is a messenger RNA of Cutaneotrichosporon oleaginosum, 2386 nucleotides long. RefSeq lists its product as uncharacterized. Lineage: Eukaryota; Fungi; Basidiomycota; Tremellomycetes; Trichosporonales; Trichosporonaceae. The record is from RefSeq and is a predicted model, not a curated record.
UUUAUCCCUGGGAGGACACGCGCCUGGCAUCCGCCGCCACGCCGUCCUCGGGCUCCGGCGCCUGCGCUCUAACCGGCGUUCUGAGCUGAGCCUGGUUAACCUUCGGGGGUCAAGCCACUUGACUGUACGUGUAAUCGACCAUUUCAGCUCUGCCACUCUUUCAUCGUGACUGAAACCUUCAACUCGAUCGCUUUGCUGUCCCAUACUCCUUCUAGCUCGCCAUUCUUGACCGCUCGCAUCACGACGCACGACUCUUUGACGCCGACUUGCACCUCGCAGCUCGCUACCCUCGCUCCCUCGCUUCCCCUGCUCCCCCGCCCCGGGAAGCGCUUAACCCACGCCUUCUCCUCACAUCUAAACUGUCCUCUUACCUUCACUCGACUCGCCUGAUCCCAACCCGGCCGUUACUACCUCCCCCCUCCUCCCCUCCCUCCCUCUCCGCGUCAUGGGCCUGCCACUCCCGCGGCUCCCGCUGCCGCGUCGGGUGCUCAUGAUAGGCGGCGUGAUAGCGGCAAUCUUCCUCCUACUCCACACCUUCGCCCCAGCAGCAUUACCGCCAGUGCUCGCGCCGAGCUACAUGCACCGUGACCCCGACGCGCCGUUGUGGUCGUCGUCCAAGUGGAUCCCUCCACUUAUCAACGGUGGCCUUCCCGACCUGCCAGCCGAGUACGAAGCUGAUGGGACGUGCCGCUUCCUCUCGGUCGUCGAGGCGCUGUCUCCUCAAGAGCGCGCGUAUGCCGAGGGCAUGCAGCUUACCGAAGUCUCACCCGGCGUUGUGUCUGUCACCAACGCCACCGCAGAGGGUGCGCACCCCAUUCUCGGUCUGCUCGCGGCCGGUGAACGGCGGUGGGGUGACCUCAUGAACCGCCAGAGCAAGACGCUCGAGCAGGCGUACAACGCGUACCUCGCCAAGUGGGGCCGUCCACCUCCCAAGGGUUUUGACGACUGGUGGAGCUUCGCCGCAACUCGUGAAGUGCUUUUGAUCGACGAAUAUGACCAAAUCAUGGAGUCGCUCAUGCCGUACUACGGCCUUUCGAUCAAGGAGUUACAAGCACGCAACGCCGAGAUGGAGAAGGUCGUGGAGACAUUCACUCUUAUCGUCACCAAUGGCAAGGUCGAGGUGCAGUGGAACGACAACUAUGCACGCGACAGGUGGUUCUCGGCGCGGCCUCGCGCGGACGCCCAGGUCAACCUAAUGGAGAAGUUCCUUCACCUACUGCCCAACCUCCGUGCCACCUUCUCUAUACACUCCCAACCGACAGUGAUGCUCAAUCACGACGUGCUCGAAAAACUGGAGAAGGCCGGGCGUGAACAUAAGGCUGUCGACAACCCCGGUGAUACCGACACCAAAAAGUUUGACUGGCCCAUGGCAUGCUCCAACGACUCACCUUUGAAGAAGAAGGAGAAGGAGGAGCUCGCUACAGACACGUUCAUUUCACAUCACGCCAAGGCCAUGAACCCUUGCUAUCACCCAUCGCUGCUGGAGAGCCACGGCAUGUUCCUCGAGGAGCACAUCGAGACCUCCAGCCCUAGACCACACACCAAGCUACUGCCCAUCUUCUCGCUCUCGAGAACCCCAGUCAACCAAGACAUCCUUAUUACUCCAGUUGGCAGGGAUGGACAAUUCGAGACCGCAGGUAUCGAGCCCAAGUGGAGAGAGAAGAGCGGCAAGAUGUACUGGCGCGGCCUCGCCACCGGCAUGUUCCAUGACAAGAAGGCCGGGAGCAAGUGGCGCCAAAACCACCGCGAGCGCCUGCACUUCCUCGCCAACGACCGGACAGGCGGCGAGGUAGAUGUCAUGGUCCCUGUCGGAAGCACGGGCACGGCAAAGUACGAGCGUCACUCGCUCAAGGCACUCGGCGACUACUACACCAACGCCAAGUUGGCGCACGGCCCCUGGCAGUGCGACGAAGGAGACGGGACUUGCGCCGAGAUGCAGAGCGAGAUCGAGUUUGUGCCGAAGGAUCCCAAGGAGGAGAGCAACAAGUACAAGUAUCUUCUGGACACGGACGGCAACGCAUGGAGCAACCGCUUCCCGCGCCUGAUGCAGGGGCUCAACGUCAAGCUCAAGGCGACCGUGUUCCCAGAAUGGAACUCGCUUAUCCUCCCGGAGUGGUUUACAUAUGUCCCAGUCAAGAUGGACUACUCGGACGUGUACUCGAUCCUUGCCUUCUUCCGCGGCUCUCCAACGGGGCGAGGAUCGCACGACGAGGUCGCGCGUCGCAUCGCGAGGAACGGCCAGUGCUGGGUCGAGAGGACAUGGAGGAGUGAGGACUUGGAGGUGUACAUGUUCCGGCUGUAUCUUGAGUGGGCACGUGUUGUCUCGGACGACCGUGACAACGGCAAGAUGGUGAGCCUGGUGCCCAGACCAGUUCGGUGUGGCUGA